Molecule: messenger RNA, 474 nt
Organism: Zingiber officinale
Lineage: Eukaryota; Viridiplantae; Streptophyta; Magnoliopsida; Zingiberales; Zingiberaceae
Exons: 5
Coding region: 1-426 (141 amino acids)
Source: RefSeq, a predicted model, not a curated record
AUGCCCUUGCGACUCUUAACAAGAGCAAGGGCCGACCGACUGUUCUACCUCCUGAUCGUCGGCCAUCAUCACUCGACUGCCAUCAUUCAUCGCCGGAGGUGCUUCUUGUGUUUGUGGUCAUUGUGGUCGCAGGAUUCUACCGAGCCUCUUCCCCAUCGGUUGAUUGUUGACGCUGGGCCCUGGUUCUUUUCUCCACUGCCGGCUUCUUCUUCCAUUAGCCACCGACAGAGAGGGAACGAGGGGCACUGGUUAGGAGAGGCAGAUUUGACAGUAACUUCUAGUUCCGGUCAUUAUAUCACCAAGGCACGCGUCUCCGACAGUGACUCAACAGUCGGGCAUACGCAAUUGGGUGAGUUUUGGAUUAAGGAGCUUGACGCGAGACGUGUUUCUCAAUUAUUGGAUUUGGACCACUUUAUUGGAGGUUGAGGCUGUCCGGAGCAGUUCCAGUCGCUGGCCCCCCCAUCUGCACGUAGA